GGCCUGACGACACAUUUCGGCAACGUGUAAGGAAGGCCACGGUGGAGGUACCCUUUCUACGCCUCGGUAGGAAGGCCACGGCAGUACUCUGCCACGCCAUUGUCAAGGUGGGCGUCUCGGAUUCAAAACACGUCUUUACCAAACACGCAGAUCGUCUUUAGUGCUUCCGUGUCAACUUUGAAAUUGUCAAGUCAUUUAUUUACUAUAUAAUUAUAAGAUUUGAGGGACUGAAUUCAAAUCAAAUACUAAACAGAAUGUUUUAAUUAGUUACAGUUAUAUUAUUUACAAGACAUUCAUAAACUUCUUUUUUUUUUUUUUUGAGUUUGAUUUAAAAAAAAAACAACAACUGUUAGAUUUAAUACGAGAAGUAAAUAAAUCGUUUUACUACUAAAAUAACAAUCGCGGUAUUAUAAAAUAAAAUUGUAGGCAUCAUGGCUUUAUUUACAAGACAUUCAUUUUCUUCUUUUUUUUUUUUUUUUGAGUUUGAUUUAAAAAAAAAACAACAACUGUUAGAUCUAAUACGAGAAGUAAAUACAUCGUUUUACUACUAAAAUAACAAUCGCGGUAUUAUAAAAUAAAAUUGGAGGCAUCAUGGCGUGCGACUAUAAAAUUGUGGUUCUCGUGUCGUGCGUGCUGGUGAUGUUCUUGGCGUGCAAGCAUGACGCAAAACCAACGGAGCCGGGUAAGUAGGUUGUGUACUUGCUGACUUUGACACGUUAGAAAAAAUUUAAAAGAAAAUUGAACGACCCUUAAAAGCAAACGUUUUUUCUAUUAAUCCUUUAUAUGAAUUUUUUUUUUGUGCGACAUAGCGAUGGCUAGAGUUCUUGGGGAAAUAAUUACAUCAUAUUGCCUUCAUCUCUUGGAACACACUUCCUGUCGCUCUCAGAAACAGCCAGACACUAGAGUCUUUCAAAACCGAUUUGAAAACAUAUCUAUUACGCAAACACCUGCUGGGGUGAUGUUUUCUACUAUCUUUUCCUAUUAUCUCCUAGAUGUAUAGUGACCUGCGUUGUUUAUGGUUGCAAGGGACUUCCAUACGCCCACUUUCUGGAACCAGCUCCCCUUACACAUCCGUCAUUGUGAAACCUCGUCCACUUUCAAAAAGUCCUUUAAAACCCAUCUGUUUAGGUCCGCCUAUGACCUGUGAUGCACCCUCCUUGCACUGCCUCAUUUUCUGUCUCAGGUUGAUCCUGUAGUAUAGGCCAAAACGUGCCAAAGCGUCCUCGUUUUAUAGACAUUUUAAUUGUUUCUAUAGUAUAGUAGUUACUAUCCUAGUGUCUCUGGUUUUUCAUUUUUAUUUUACUUAGUUUACAUGUUUUUAAUAAUUGAAAAGCGCGUAGAGCUUUAAGGUAAGCGCUAUAUAAAAAUGCCUAAAUAAAUAAAUAUUCUCGUAUGUAGUUUUUGUAAUGCUGCGUUUUAUAUUUCAGUGUGGUAAAAUAUAGAUUAUUUCCUUUCUCUUUUUUAAUAUGGAUGCCUUUGUACCGCGUUUCGAGCCUUUAGGGAUGAAGCGUGAUUUUGAAAUAAGCUUUAUUAUUAUUAUUAUUAUUAUUAUCAUCUUCCCCUUGAAAAACAGGGAAACAAUUUUUUGUGGACGUGGGGCUGAAAUUAUUAUAAAAAUGUGUUGUCAUCGACAACAAGUCUAUGUGUCAAGUUUUAGCUCGAUAGGAUGACGGAAAGUGGGCCACUUAGCCUUCUGAAGAUUUUGCCAGAACAAAACAAGUGAACAAAAGUUCAGUUGCAAUAAUUAUUUGGGGGUGGAGGUGGGGGUUGGUGCUGAAAAUUUGACAAAACAUGCAUUCAAGUAAUGCACUUUAUAAGCAUCCCAAUUAGUGCCCCCCCCCCCCCCCCCCCGCCCGCCCCAUCAAGGCUCGCAAACGCAUUUUUUUUUUUUACGCCCUGAACUAUAUUUAUAUUGUAAUGCCCCAUCCGCUUCUGCACCGCAGAUUUAUUUCACCAACUGUCUCCGUAAUAAAAAAAAAAAUAUUACUAACCAAACGCACUUGCGAUAUUUUAAAGAAUUUCAUUUAUUUCCUGAAACCAAUGGCAUCAGGUAGCGUUGAAAUUGAAUUCUGGCGUCUUGGGGGAGGGGGUUAAGGCUGAAAAUUUGUUAAAAUUUAUUUUCAUCCGCAACGAGUCUAGGUGCCAAGUUUCAACUCAAUAGCGUGACGGGAAGUGUGUCAAUUAGCCUUCCGAAUAAUUUGCCACAUUAAAAAAAAAAAAAAACACGAACAAAAGCGAAGUUAAUAUAAAACGUUUAAAAAUUCUUCAAACAAUUUUGCGCAAUAUCCUAUUUUAUGAAAGAGUCUAAAUUUACAAUUUUUAAAAUUUAUUUUUUAAACUGAACUUUUCUCAGAAAAUGUCGAUAGCAAUGUUGCCCAUAUGGAAAUCAAACAAGACACGCCCACAGACGGCGGUGACAUCAAACAAGACACGCCCAAUGUUGGAGGCGACGCCACAUCACAACCACCGACCAACGUAGCUGGCGACCAGGGGCAACAACAGGAAAACAGUCCCCCGGGCGAGGCAGGAGCUAAGACACCGGAAACUGUCACGGCUGAUAGCAGGCGGAAACAGGAGGAACUAGACUGGGGCGCGCAGGGAUGGAACGACCACCGGCCACUACAACAGCAGCAACAGGAGCAUGCUCCACCACCAGCACAACAGCAGCAAGCUCAACCACCACAGCAGCAACAAGAGCAAGCUCAACCACCACCACAGCAGGAAGCUCAACCACCAGCACCGAAACAAGAACAGGAAAUGGAAGCAGAAACGGAACAGCAACAAGGUAACUGCUCUCUCUCUCUCUCACACACACACACACACACACACACACACACACACACACACACACACACACACACACACACACACACACACACACACAAGUACCUCACAGUAUUCAUGACUAGUUCAUUCAUGACGUAUUUAAAAUGUACUAACCAUCAUACAAUACGAAACACAUGUAGCGUAUUUCUCCCUUCUAGCUUCUUCUUCCUCUUACUGCCUGUAGGCCUAUCUCUUCCACUAAAACAAGAAAAAAAACCAAAACAAAAAAAAACCCCAAAAAAUUUAAAAAAUUAUGUAACAAGUCAUUUGUCAACCUCCAAUUAAUUUUAAUCUUUGUAAAUCUCCCCCACCUACGGUGCCCCAGCCAUGCUAAUCUUCCUCUGCCCUUAUUUGUGUUGAAUGUGCCCUACUGUCAUAUUCUUACAAAUAGAAUUAGAUCUUGUUUCUAUCGUGCGUCAAAGCAAAGGGAGGCAACCUUAGGAAAAACAUUGCACUUUCAGCAUACUUGUUUACCCCUUUAAACUUCCAAUUAAUAAUACGUCCAAAUAGAAAGUAUUAAACUUAUGAAAAAAUGGCAACAUUUUUGACGGGUAAAAUAAAAUUUAUGUAAAUAUAUUUAUACAUAUUAACAUUUACGUAAGUGAGUAUUGUCCCGUUCCAGAGGCGUAGCUAGAAUGUUUGACGCCUGGGGACAAAAUUCAUUUAACCACCCCCACCCCAACUCUGAGGCCCAAUAUUUUCAUCAACAAAAUGCCACCAAAGCCCGAGUUUUGCGCCCCCCCCCACACAAGUCAUGCGCCCAGGGACACCUGUUAUCCUUUUGCCACCCGUCGCUACGCAUCUGUCAUGUUCAUAAUUCUAUAAAUUGUCCAUUGAGCAGUCAACUCUGAGAGUCAGCCAAGCAUGGGCGUCAUAGACCCCGAAGAAAUCAUGCACGGUGAUGGCGUCCAUGGCCACGACCACGGGGGCUCAGAUGUCCAUGGAGGGAAAGUUGUGGACCCCGUAGCAGCACUUGAGGAAGCCAAGCGCCACGGCGAGGCCAAGCACCAAGCAGAGGGGGCGGAGCUCGAUGUUCUUCAACCCCAAGUUCAGGCCAACGUCCACGACGGAGCCGCGCGGAACGCGGCAGAGUUCCUGAAGAACCAGCAGUACGGCCCCAACGACAUCGAGGAGAUCGUGCACGGGGGUCACCAUGUCCACGGGGAUGACCAUGACCCUGGAAAGGAUAAGGUUCAAGGCGGUGAUGUGGAGGCCAUUGCGCACGGUCAAGGUGGUGUUCACGAAGACCAUGGGGAUGGUAAAAAUCAAAGAGUGGGUAAUUUAUAGAUUAUGCAAUGGGUUAAGGGGUCGUUCAUAUAGGAUCUCCGCACAGGUGGGAGCUGGGUGGGGUGGUGGGGGUGGGUCGUUCAAAAGUAGACACUAGGGUGAGGGGGAAGAGUCUUUCGGACGUCCUCAAGCUAUAUUUGUUUUAUUAUACACUGCUUUAGACCCACUACGUGUAUUCUUCUAUGGCUGAUAAAUUUGCGAACUUUGGAGAGAAAAAAAAAAUCCCAAACUACCCAGAAUUUAGUAACAAUUUUAUAAGGGAGAGAUCCAGCUAAAUAUAUAGGUGCUAUUUAUCAACAUAGCAAACAACGCGUUUUAAAAAAAAAUCUGUCUGGCGUUAAUCGAACGAUAUAUAUAAGGGAACCGAUUGGCAAGUCUGUGGUGGCUUGUCAAAUAGGAGGCGUCGGCCACCGACACCCUAGACGUUACCCGGGGAACAAAACCACUGGGCGCGUCCUGCGUGGGCAGACAAGGGAUGUGCUCGGUACCUGCCGUACAUAAAACAGCUCCUACAGGGCUGCCAGUUGUGAUAUUUCCCAACUGGAAUAAUAGGCGGAGACAGGGUAGGGAUCAUGAUUACAAGUUGCCGUUAAUGGAUAUGUGGCGAGAGGCGAAGGUGGUAACCUCUGGCCGAUGAUUCUUACUACGCAGCCCUGAGAAGCUGCUCCAAGGCAACCGUUUCGUCCAAGCUGCAUCGCGAAAUAGUUGCGUUGUGGAAACCCACUGUAGAAUCCCUCUUAUAGGGCGUCUAACGCUUCCCCGGGAUGGGUGGGGGAAGAUAUUAGGACGUACAUUUUUCCAUCCCGACUCCUGAGAAAGUCGAUCGAGUGCACUGUGUGCAAACACAGUGUCGGACCGACCGGGUGUCUUUGGGUUAGGACGGCCCCCGGCGGAGACCUUGGUCGAGCAGUUUCGGGGGUGGGGGCCGUCCUGACAAAGGGACAUCCCCGACGUGCCGCUCCGUGGCCCAGAUACCGGGUUGGGGAGGGGUGUUUUGGGGAGUGCAAGCUCGACGGCCCGCUGACGCCAUUUCUGAAUGUAAUAUAUAAGGAAUCAUCCGUAUACUAAAACUCAUAAACUAUUAGACCCCGCCCCCUUUAAUGGAUCCGUCCGUUUUGGGCACCCCCCCCCCCGCCUCAAUUUGAAUGUAAUAUAUAAGGAAUCAUCCGUAUACUAAAACUCAUAAACUAUUAGACCCCGCCCCCUUUAAUGGAUCCGUCCGUUUUGGGCACCCCCCCCCCGCCUCAAUUUAUGGGCAUGUACAAAAGUUUUCAGAUCAAACCCCCUCCAAAAAGGAAAAGAAAAGAAUUUAUAUAUUAAUCAUAAACCAUCAUGACGUAAAAAUACAAUUAAAUUAGGUCACGUCAAUGUAUUCCAGUGUUUCCUAACUCUCGCGUCGCCCCCCCCUCCCCUCACAGGGCUACAAGUUGUAGAUUAUAGGAGGGCAUUUAAUUGACUAUGGGACGGUGAUGAUGUUAAAACCGAUCUGGUGCACCAACUGGUCUGUUGCACAAACUGGUCUGGUGCACAAAACGAUCUGGUGCACCAAAUGGUCUGCUGCACAAACUGGACUGGUGCACAAAACGAUCUGGUGCACCAACUGGUCUGGUGCACCAACUGGUCUGCUUCACCGACUGGUCUGGUGCACAAAACGAUCUGGUGCACCAACUGGUCUGCUGCACCAACUGGUCUGUUGCACCAACUGGUCUGCUGCACCGACUGGUCUGGUGCACAAAACGAUCUGGUGCACCAACAGGUCUGCUGCACAAACUGGUCUGGUGCAUCAACUGAUCUGCUGCACAAACAGGUCAGGCGCCGUUGCGGUGUUAUAAAAUGAACGCUGCAAUAACUCGUAUUUGUACGACCCCGAUGUGGGUCACGUAGACGCCACAGUGCUGUUUUCACCUGCCGAUAAUACCACAUUGUAAUCAUAAGGACUGUCGUCAUCAUGAUUUAGCGUGACUCUCAAAAAGCGAUUACAAAUCUCCAUGAACACUUUCCUUCUCAGCAACACUUAACCGUGGACCCCGAGGAAAUGAUGCAUGGCGGGACCGGAGAGGCUCAUGACCACGGGGCACAUGCUCAACCAGGUGAGGCUUAUUGAAAUGGUCACGUUAAUUGUACCUAUUAAUGUUUAGCACACUAGCAUAACAAGGACAUCAUGGGUUUUUUUUUGUGUGUGCACACUAGCAUAACAAGAACGCCAUCGUGUUUUGUGUUUUUAUUAAACGAUAAUUUACUUUCCUCAAAGAUGGCGACCGCACUUGGUUGAGAUGACUAACGGUACUCGAUCCACUUAGGGAAAUAGCGGAAAUUGACCCCCUUUUUCAGUUUCACGCUAGGGUUUAACCCACAGGUUCUCAGCGCGGGGUUGUCAUGAACGAAAUUCGAUUUGAAACUGACUUCCUAUCAAAUUUGUUAUUUAAAACAGGUUACUCUGCAAUUACCCUGGAUCCAGAGUUAUCUUCACUUUGGCAACAUCCCGCUGCCCCACACCAAUUUUGUUAGCCACAUCACAAUCACAACGCUGCCCCUCACCAAUUUUGUUAGCCACAUCACCAUCACAACGCUGCCCCUCACCAAUUUUGUUAGCCACAUCACCAUCACAACGCUGCCCCUCACCAAUUUUGUUAGCCACAUCACCAUCACAACGCAGCCCCUCACCAAUUUUGUUAGCCACAUCCCCAUCAUAACCCCGCCCCUCACCAAUUUUGUUAGCCACAUCCCCAUCAUAACCCCGCCCCUCACCAAUUUUGUUAGCCACAUCACCAUCAUAACGCUGCCCCUCACCAUUGUGUUAGCCACAUCACCACCAUAACCCUGCCCCUCACCAAUUUUGUUAACCACAUCACCACUUGGCAUGCCGUUUCAUUACAGCUGUGUUCUCCAGCAUCAGGACUGAUUUAUGUUAUCUUAUUCUUAUCCUCGUUUCUCUAGAAAAGCAGCCACAGCCUGGAGGUGACGCCCCUGAAGACGAGAUGCUGACAAAAGGUCUGGGACAAGAGCCAAAAGUUAAGGUGUGCACAUUUUUCGCCAUGAAACGUGUCAAAAAUUUUAAGUUACUCACACGUGAAGCCCCCUUCAGUGUAUAGCCCCCCCUUCCCCCCCCCCAAUAAAUAAAGAAAUGACCAUUCAUUGAAUAUAUUACCAUCACAGCUUUCUUUGCAGGAAGAGAAAGACAUCGGUCCAACCUUUGAGAAGGCGGUCCAUGGAGAGGACCACGUGCAUGACCACGACCCCAACUACAGGCCCAAGAAUAUUAUUACUUACAAGGACAUUAUUGAUUUAGGCCUUACGGAGGAACAGCUGAAAGGUAAUUUUAGGUCUUGUCUGACUUUCUAAUAAAUCAACCUUUCCUUACCUGUGCGCUUUACCUUCUUAUGACAAAUCAACCUUUCUUUACCUGUGCGCUUUACCUUCUUAUGACAAAUCAAUCUUUCCUUACCUGUGCGCUUUACCUUCCUAUGACAAAUCAAUCUUUCCUUACCUGUGCGCUUUACCUUCCUAUGACAAAUCAACCUUUCCUUACCUGUGCGCUUUACCUUCCUAUGACAAAUCAAUCUUUCCUUACCUGUGCGCUUUACCUUCCUAUGACAAAUCAACCUUUCCUUACCUGUGCGCUUUACCUUCCUAUGACAAAUCAACCUUUCCUUACCUGUGCGCUUUACCUUCCUAUAACAAAUCAACCUUUCCUUACCUGUGCGCUUUACCUUCCUAUGACAAAUCAACCUUUCCUUACCUGUGCGCUUUACCUUCCUAUGACAAAUCAACCUUUCCUUACCUGUGCGCUUUACCUUCUUAUGACAAAUCAACCUUUCCUUACCUGUGCGCUUUACCUUCCUAUGACAAAUCAACCUUUCCUUACCUGUGCGCUUUACUUUCCUAUAACAAAUCAACCUUUCCUUACCAGAGUGUCUUACAUUCCUUCUAUGAAACAACACCUCCUUACCUGUGUAACUUACCUUCCUACCAUGAAUCAACCUUUCCUUACCUGUGUAUCUUACUUUGAAUUAACCUUACCUUACCUGUGUAUCUUACCUUCCUCCAGGCAUUGACUUGAACAAGGUGUUGGAACAGGAGCAGAGGGAGUUUGACAACUGGCAACAACAGGAGUUGGGGAAUGACCCCAAGGACCCAGCAUACUGGAACGAGGUACUAGAAGCAUUGCUCUUAAUUUCAUUCCACUUCUCCAUUAAGCCUGGUCAAUGCGUCUUAGGUAGCCCAUUUCUCUUAUUUUCAUUCCAGUUCUUCACUAAGCAUGGUAAAGACGUCUUACUUACGUAUCCCAUUUCUCUUAGUUUUAUUCCAGUUCUAUUCUAAGCCUUGUCAAGAUGUCUUACGUAGCCCAUUUCUCUUAGUUUAAUUCCAGUUCUCCAUUACGCCUGGUCAAGGCAUCUUACGAAGCCCUGAGUACCGACCAGUGUCUUAUUAUUUAAUAAGAAGUUCCAAAACAAACCAACAGUGUUAUCAUAGAUUCGAACUAUUUGACCAUCAGAUUUGUCCAGUUACAUAGAUCUGCAUUUGUCCAGUUACAUAGAUCUGCAUUUGUCCAGUUACAUAUAUAUGCAUUUGUCGAGUUACAUAGAUCUGCAUUUGUCCAAUUACAUAUUAUAGAUCUGCAUUCGUCCAGUUACAUAGAUCUUCAUUUGUCCAGUUACCUAGAUCUGCAUUUUUCCAGUUACCUAGAUCUGCAUUUGUCCAGUUACCUAGAUCUUCAUUUGUCCAGUUACCUAGAUCUGCAUUUUUCCAGUUACCUAGAUCUGCAUUCGUCCAUUUAAAUAGAUCUGCAUUCGUCCAGUUACAUAGAUCUGCAUUUGUCCAGUUACAUAAAUCUGCUUUUGUUCAACUAUUCACAAAUGAGUCGAUGAAUAAACUCAGUAAAGCCUAGCAAAAAAUGAGAUUUUACUGGCAGAAAUUUGAGAAGCGAAAUGAUGUCAAACAGAUAGGCCUACCGCUACUUGUGGAUUUUGUGACGCUUAUGGGGCGAAAUUAUUUGGGGGCAAUAUCGCAAUACCCGAAUUAACCAAUUGCAUCUGUUAAUAGAGAUGGCAAAGUGAAUAGAAAAAUAAUGUGUAGACCUUAAAUUAUUAAAUCAUUAAAUGUAAUGACUUUAUUCUCCUCAAUGUUAAGUCGUUUAAAAUUGAAUGAUAUUUUUAAGAACUGAACUUAAAAAUAUAUUUUUUUCCAAUUAUAUUUUUCUCCCUUUCAUUUAAAAAAAAAAAAAUGUCAAAUGAAAAUAUUAGAUUAAAUUCCUCAGCAGGUCAAAAGUCUAAGACAACAGUACAUCGAGAAGAUCUACGCCAAGAUAAGAGACAUCUCCCAGCCGGACCUGGAGCACGCCGAGUGGGAGGAUUGGGACGAUGAGAUCCACGGGCUCAAGGACCCCUCGCAGCUGCACGACGGGGAAACGCCGCUGGAGCACGAGAUGGAGAUGUGGGGGAGGACGGAGCCCAAGGCCAACAGGCAGCCCUACAAGGCGCUGCACGGGAGGAGGGGCAUGAACGAGGAGCUGGAGGAGGAGGGGCAGCAGCUGGAGGGGGAGGAGAAGCCACAGGGGGAUUUAUAGAAUGUGGAGCAAGAAGGGUG
Molecule: messenger RNA, 9699 nt
Organism: Lymnaea stagnalis (great pond snail)
Lineage: Eukaryota; Metazoa; Mollusca; Gastropoda; Lymnaeidae
Source: the annotation of a GenBank genome assembly